AAAGAAAACUUUUAAGAACCUUGUAUAUCUGUAGAUCAUGGAUGGACAAAAGCCCUUAUCCCUUAAGCUAAGGCUGCCCAACCGCGUCCAGCCGGAGGUCAUCCUUCCGCCAGGCAGGUUCGGCAGGUACACGAACAAGAUACACUAUUUCAAGAAGCAUGUGCUGGACGAGGUUUGCAAAAAGAAAUUCGCCCUAGAUUUCAUGGAGCCAGUGGACACGGAGGUCUUGCAGGUGCCCUCGUACUACUCGGUCAUAGACCAACCCAUGGACAUUAUCACCGUUAUUAAGCGGGUCCACAACGACUACUACUGGUCGGUGGAAGAGGCCAUCAUCGACUUCCGCCUGAUUAUCGGAAAUUGCUUCACCUUCAACCGACCGGGGGACGUGGUCUACCGCAAGGGCCAGAUGCUGGAGAAGUUCUUUCAGAAAAGGAUGAGGAACAUGCCGGACGGGCCAGAGAUACCGUGCGCCAAGGACAAAGAUCCCCCGGCGGUGACCAAGCCUCGAGUAAGCUCUAAGGUGGUGGCCGCUCCCGCCGAGACGGAGCAGUUCUGUCGGGAGCAGCUCAAAAAGCUACAGGUAUUCACCAAUCAGGCGGACACCACGGCCCGCAACUUCUUUAACUCCAAGUGGGACUCGCUGCACAAGAAGCUGGACAAGCACUACUUCAAGACCGUCGAGGAGUUCCGCUCGCACGUGGAUGGCAUCUUCAAGAAGUACCACGACCCGGCCAAGAUGAUCUACGAGAAGGCAUUCGAUCAACCGGGAGGCUGGAAUUCCUCAGCAGAGGAGGGCGGCAUUCCCGGGCUGACACAGUCCGACCUCAACGAAGUCCUCAAGACGGCCAAGCUGGCGGAGGCCGGUCUGAAGCAAUGCCUUCAGCCACAGUGCCUGUGGGAGCCCGAGAAGGCACGAAGCCUAGUGGAGGUCCUCUGCGAGUCCUUGGACAAAAUGAAGGAAAAGAUGGAACCGGCCAAGCCAGCGAAGGUCGUGCCCUUCUCCCUCAACAGCAGCAGCCAAAACGAGCCACAUGUCGAAAGGGUGGUGGUGCCUGCCUUGGACCUCCUUUCCGCCGCGGAGUUGAAGAGCCUGCUGGUUGUGGAGGGCGAUGACUCCUCUGACGAGGAGAUCGAGAACCCGGCGGAGUCGGUCAGCGACGUGGAGCGGCGCAGCAUCCAGAAGCUCUUCGCUAAGCUGCCCUCACCGGCCAUGCGCGAGAUCGUGCACCUGAUCCACCAGACCGAGGGCCUGACCUCCGAGAACGGGGAACUCAGCUUCGACGUGAAGGAGUUCGCGCCGGACACCCUCGCCUUGAUGAAGCGGGCCGUGGCGAAGGCGAUGCGGGCGCACAGCAAGCUCAACUUGCGGGAUAUGGCCUCCUCGGAGAAGGGCGAGCUCCAGCGCAACCUCCAGACCCAGCUGGUUGGCAUCUCCAAGCUCCUGAACAAGAGUCGCCGCCGUAACGCUGCUCCCAUGAUCCGUCAGAACCUGAAGAAGCAACCCAAUACGGCCCGGAAGCGGGAACGGGCACCUCCGCGCCCAAAGCCACCAAAGCCACAGCAACAGAAAAUUUUUUAUGGAACGGGGGAGGCACGAAACCUGAGCGACUCUAGCGAUGACUCCUCGGGUCCCCCCAGCCCACAGAGGCCGUGCCAGUCGCAGCCGCUUCUUCCCCGGCCGGACCCCGUCCCACCCCAGACCCCUGUCCUCAUGAAUGCCCGGAUGAGCAGCAGCAGCAGCCCCGACUCCAAGAAGGGCUCCCAGUCCAGAUCGCGCAGCUCCUCGAGCUCAAGAUCAAGCUCCUCCUCCAGCUCGGGUUCCCGGUCUAGCUCCAGCUCGAGCAGCAGGUCCAGCUCUAGUAGUGGCUCCUCCGACGGUAAAGGGGAGCAGGCCAAUGGAAUGUGA
Messenger RNA from Drosophila bipectinata, 1906 nucleotides. RefSeq names its product testis-specifically expressed bromodomain containing protein-2 (gene tbrd-2). Gene Ontology annotation, biological process: chromatin remodeling; regulation of DNA-templated transcription. Gene Ontology annotation, cellular component: nucleus; chromatin. Lineage: Eukaryota; Metazoa; Arthropoda; Insecta; Diptera; Drosophilidae. The record is from RefSeq and is a predicted model, not a curated record.